This is a messenger RNA of Hippocampus zosterae (dwarf seahorse), 630 nucleotides long. It is a transcript of the gene bcl2l16, whose product is annotated as BCL2 like 16. Gene Ontology annotation, molecular function: protein homodimerization activity; protein heterodimerization activity. Gene Ontology annotation, biological process: regulation of apoptotic process; intrinsic apoptotic signaling pathway in response to DNA damage; extrinsic apoptotic signaling pathway in absence of ligand. Gene Ontology annotation, cellular component: mitochondrial outer membrane. Lineage: Eukaryota; Metazoa; Chordata; Actinopteri; Syngnathiformes; Syngnathidae. The record is from RefSeq and is a predicted model, not a curated record.
AUGGGCCAGUCAGAAGUAGCAGAGGCCAGACCAGGCCUAAGAAAUCCCGACCCGCUAGUGAGAGAGGCCUACAUGAUGGCCUAUGACUACAUAGACUAUGUGAUCACAGGCGAGAUGGACGGAAGAAUGGGUCCUGCCCCCACUGCCUGCACUAAAGCGCUUCGCUACGCUGGAGAUGUGCUCUUUACAUGCUUCCCCAUCUUCUUCAACGCUGGCACGUUCCAGGAUGUGACAGAGAAUACAGUCUGUCCUACGCUUAUGAAGAUCCUACAUGAACACUUCUUCCCCAUUGAUCCCAGGGGGCGACGCCGUGACCUGGCAUGGAGCGCAGUAUUGUCGGUCUAUAUUCUAGCUGGCCAGAUGGCCUUGCAUUGCCAGGAGAAUGGCAUGUCGGUGGUUUUGCCUUAGCUGAAGGAGUGCGUGGGCGCUUAUGUUGAGAGGGUCAUCUGCCCUGAUAUCAGAGAAAAGGGAGGAUGGGGUGGAUUUGUGUCGCGCUUUGGAGAGAAACAGAGCCUGGAGGGUCAGCUGAAUCAAGUGUGGACCCUGCUGGCUUUAGCAUCAAGCGUCCUUUUUUACGUCAUGUAGAAAAAGGUUUUGGCUAACAUUGCCACCUACUGACUAUCGCCAAAA